Knipowitschia caucasica is the source of this 471-nucleotide messenger RNA. NCBI's taxonomy places the organism in Eukaryota, Metazoa, Chordata, Actinopteri, Gobiiformes, Gobiidae. The record is from the annotation of a GenBank genome assembly.
AUGACCUCUGACCUCUCUGCUCCUGUGUCUGAGCGAGAGCAGGAGCUAGGAGAGGAGAAGGCUGAAGAGGAGGAGACUGAAGAGGAGGAGGGUAAAAAGGAGGAGGCUGAAGAGGAGGUGGCAGGAGGGGAGAAGGCUGAAGAGGAGGAGGCAGGAGAGGAGGAGGCUGAAGAGGAAGAGGGUAAAAAGGAGGAGGCUGAAGAGGAGGAGGGUAAAGAGAAAGAUGCUGAAGAGGAGGAUUCUGAAGAGGAGGAGGCAGGAGAGGAGGAGGCUGAAGAGGAGGAGGGUAAAAAGGAGAAGGCGGAAGAGGAGGAGGGUAAAGAGCAGGAGGCUGAAGAGGAGAGACAGGGUCAUAAUUAUUCACAAGGAUCAGGAAGAGUUCAGUUUCUUUACGGCACUUUGGGAGCGAGAGCAGCUGAGUGUCCUGAAUGUUGUGAAUGUUUGAGAACCUGUUUGAGAACCUUCUGUUGA